Messenger RNA from Calidris pugnax (ruff), 4462 nucleotides. RefSeq names its product RAB3A interacting protein (rabin3)-like 1 (gene RAB3IL1). Gene Ontology annotation, cellular component: Golgi to plasma membrane transport vesicle. Gene Ontology annotation, molecular function: guanyl-nucleotide exchange factor activity. NCBI's taxonomy places the organism in Eukaryota, Metazoa, Chordata, Aves, Charadriiformes, Scolopacidae. The record is from RefSeq and is a predicted model, not a curated record. The coding region runs from base 385 to 1788 and encodes 467 amino acids. Gene Ontology annotation, biological process: exocytosis. The transcript is spliced from 12 exons.
CUUCCCGUCUGCAUUAUCAGUUCUCUUUCUUCCUGCCUUUGUUGAAUCCUGGAAGUUCUACCUUUCUAAUCUGAGGACCCUCCGUCCCUAACAGCCAGGCCUUGGGAGUUAAUAAUUACAAAGACUAAUUACUUCUGGUGCUGCCUGGCAAAGCUGGAGAUCUUUCCCCUCCUCCCAAAAGUUCCCUGAAGAUAACAAAGGUUACGGCCAUCGACACAAACCUCCUGGACUCUUUGCUCCGAGACUUCAGAGCAUGGAGACAGCAUCUGUUGUCACUGUGGAUCCUGGCCACCAGACAGGGCAGGGCUGUAGAUGACAUGGACCCCCAGGAGAAGCUGGGACAGGGAAUUUCUCCCCGUGUAGGACCUACAGUGGUGCUCUGUGAUGGAUACAAGGAUCACCAUGUCUAACUUGCCUGCCUGUGGUGUUGUGUCUGGUGGCGAGGCAGAGGAUGGAGCAGCUGAGACCAGGGAGGGAGCUGCUGCUGUGUGCGAAGGCUUGGAGGGGAUGCCACCACCUGGAGGAAAGCCCAAGGCAAUGGCAAGCCAGGCCAAUUUUGAGGAAGAGAGCCAGAAGCAACCCGCUGUGGGACACUGGAAGACACUAAUGCCAUCCAAAGGCAGCAAGGAGGAGCCAGAGACUGCAUGCCAGGAUGCUGAAGGUGUGGAUGAGACCCAGUCCACUGAGCAGCUCAACGUGUCACGUCUACGCAGCUCUUCGGUGGAGAUCCGUGAAAAGGGGUCUGAAUUCCUGAAGGAAGAGCUGCACAAAGCACAAAAGGAGCUGAAGCUGAAGGACAAAGAAUGUGAGAGAUUGUCCAAAGUCAGAGAACAACUGGAGCAGGAACUAGAGGAGUUAACAGCCAGCCUAUUUGAGGAAGCGCACAAGAUGGUGAGAGAAGCAAACACUAAACAGGCGGCGUCAGAGAAACAGCUGAGGGAGGCACGGGGAAAGAUCGACAUGCUGCAGGCAGAGGUAACAGCCCUGAAGACGCUGGUGAUCACAUCCACACCUUCCUCUCCAAACCGGGAGCUGCACCCUCAGCUCCAGAGCCCUUCUAAAGCUGUCUUCAGGAAGGGCCAUGGGCGAAACAAGAGCACCAGCAGCGCCAUGGUCUCAGCUGCCAGCCAGAAUGUGACUCCAGAGCCAGUCAGUCAUGAGCGCAAAGAGGUCGACUCCAUUUUAUUUGCUGAGUUCCAGGCCUGGAAGGAAUCUCCAACUUUGGAUAAAUCCUGCUCCUUCCUGGACAGAAUUUAUCGAGAAGAUGUAGGACCUUGUCUGGACUUCACAAAGCAGGAGCUGUCGGAGCUGGUGCGAGUGGCUGUGGAGCAGAACACACUCACCAUUGAGCCCAUUGCUUCCCAGGCACUGCCGGUGGUGAAGGUGUCAACAGAAGAGUGUGGUGGCCCAAAUGGGUUCCGGUCACAAAUUGUAACGUUUGGUCCCCAACCAGCAUGUUUGCAUCCCAUUGGGAAAGCUGAUACAUCUGAGCAGGAUUCCUUCAGGAAAAGCCUUGCCUGGAACAUGGAGGAGAUGUGCAGAGACCAGAUGAUGUUGGUUACACUCUGCUCCAGUCUCACCUCUUUAAUAUUUUCUGUGGUUUGGACUUGGGCUGUCUGCCAGGAAAAGGGAAAUGUGCUCUCAGUGGCCUCCCCAGGACCUGCAAGCACCGCAUCAUGCUGGGGGAUUCUGGGAAUUACUACUACAUUUCACCAUCCUGCAGGGCCAGGAUCACAGCUGUGUGCAACUUUUUCACAUACAUCCGUUACAUCCAGCAGGGCUUGGUGAGGCAGGACGUGGAGCUGAUGUACUGGGAGGUCAUGCGGCUCCGGAGAGAGAUGUCUCUGGCCAAACUGGGGUUUUAUCCCAGUGAGAUGUAAGCAGAGGCCUGGACAUGGAAGAAAACAGCUCCUGUAGGAACAGCUUGUCAAACGCAGUCUCCAAACAGAUGAACACCAUGCCUCUCCUGCAGUGGGCCUUACUGCCUCCCUGCCCUCCCUCUGCCCUGCCUGAAGCUGAGCAAGGAGCAAGAAGCACAAGUUCCACCUUCAGCUGUCCCACAUCUCCAACUGUGACUGGAAUUCAGCUUCCAAGCCACCCCCUCAGAGCCGGGCUGGCCCUGGCCACUUUGGGGUGACUGUCUACGGACUGUCCUCUGUGGAGUCUCCUAUAUGCAGUUGUAUAUCCAUUUAUUUUUUAUUUUAAAACUUUUGGUUUUAUAUGCAGUCUGCUUUGGCAUAGCCUGAGGCCGGCCCCGUGCAAGGCAGGACUCCUGGACCUUCUUUGUAGGCAAGUCUUUCAGGACAGAUGCUGGCUGUCUGUCCAUCUGUCCCCCUCCUUUUGGGGUGGAGGGUGCUGUGCCCAGUCCUGCUGGCCACUUGCUCCCCUGAUGGGCCAGUAAAUGCCAGCAGCACACAAUAAUCUUUCGGAGAGCCAUGAACAGCCUGUUUCCAAGUACUUCCUUGCUCCUUUUAAAGGAGCCCGCAAGAGAAGCUUUCUGCCAACUGAGUCACAAAGAGGGAUUUGUUUCUGGUUUUAGCUUGCAAUUUGGUGUUGGGUAAUCCAGGCUGGGGGAAUGGCUGGAGCAGAGGCAGGAGCUGUGCACCUGGGGCCUUCAGCAGAAGAAAGCAAGUGGGGAAAUCACAUAACUCACAGCUGGCCACAGCUUGGCUGCAGGAUGUUUUCUCCUGGUCUAGAGAAUCUGCUGCCGUUGUCACAGGCCGACGUGGACCUUGACGUGCGGUGGUCUGUGACAGUCCAUGGUGCAGAAGUCCCCCAUGGUGCUCUUAGAUACAAACCUCACCCACAAACAUGCCUCUGAGCUGGUCCUGCUCUGGAGGAGCUUUGGGUAGGACUGGUCCCACCGUUUAGAUAGAAACUGUGGUCCCAGGCUGGAUUCUUUAUAUCUUCAGAAGGAUCAUGCCUGGGGUGGGCACAGCCUUGAGGCCCUGAGACUUCCUUCCCAGUAUUACAUCAGACCUAGAGAUGCACAUCCACUGGGAAACCCAGAUUCUCCUGGGCUGCAAUCCCCAAUAAGGAUGCUUGAGACAUUUUUGUGUGCACGUGUGAGGGAUGUGGCCAAGGUUCCUGUACACCUCAAAAUGUGCUGGGAAGGGUGUCACUAAAGCUGUUGGAACAUGGAAGCCCACUAUAGCUUGAGCUCAGGCCCAGGUUUGUCAGUACAGAACUGUGCAAAAGCCAUGACAGUGUUUUGUAGCCAAUUUAGCCUUUUUUUCAGUGACUCUGGAAUCAGCUCAGCCAGCACCCAACCUGGGGUCUUCAUCUCACCUGGCAUUUCUGCGCUUUUGACUGGCACGUCGCCCUGUCUCUCUGCCAUCUAACUCCCAUCUCAGCAAGUUGGUGCCCAGAACCAGCUCCAUGAAGUUUCAUCCCCUCCUGAGAGAUGCUGCAGUAGGAACUCUGUUAUCGUCCGCGGAAGAAAACUAACUGAGCUGCUGUGGUUUUGACUAGGGGAGGGUGGAACAGACAGGGAAGGCAAAAGUUUGGUUUGGAACCUCAUGCAAGGACAUCUUUACUGCAGAUCUGGGAGAACCUUCCUGUAGAAGACUCCUGUGAGCACAAGCUUUCCUGUCACUGAGCACACUCACGAUACGCUGCCGAGUUGCUCCUCAGGGGACUCCUUUCCUUGUAGCUAUAGUGGCACAUGGUAUUGUUUGCCAAGGGUUAGGAGCAGUGUGAAACAUGAGUUGUCAUCCCCAGAGCUGGGAGAACACGUUCCUGACAAUGCAUACGAGCUUGGAAUCCAGCUCAGAAAGGGCUGACCUAUAAGUCCAGGUUGUUGUAACAUCCCAGUUGUGCUUUUAUUUCCCACAGUGGGAGCUCACGCUGCUCACCCUCCCCAGAUGAGCGAGUACAUCUACUUUUCACCAAAGGAACGUGUUCCAAAUGUGGAGUAAAAGCCAGAAAUAUACAUCCAGAGUCCGGCUGGGUCUUGAGCUAGUGAUAAACCUGCAUCUCUUUGGUGUCUGCAGGCUUGUGGCGAUUUGAUAUCAGCUUUUCCAGAGGACAAAAUAGAAAUGUCUGUCCCCAGCUGCAGAUUUCAGCUCAGGUAAAUUCCAUCCCUGGCAGUUUCUCCUUGUAUCUGUUCUCCCUUCCCCACCUUUUGGUGUCCAUGUGUCAUCCUGUGCCGUUAACUGCUACGUUGCACAACAGACGUGGCUGCGUUGCAGCGCUGGGAAUGAGAUGAUCUCUCUGUGUAGGAGAUGUUUUGGUUUGUGGGAUUUUCUUCCCCCCUCCCCUCAACCUCCCUCAGUGUCACUUUGUGAAGCACUUUUGAGAUGAAAGGAAUUAGAGAAAUGCAUUGUGUAAGGUUGUCUUACCUUUAAAACAAAGCAGAGAGAACAAUUUUGUAGAUGAAUAUGAAGUCACUCCGUUAACAGCGGGAUGGUUGCACCCUGCUCUUUAUUAAAGGAAAAAAAUAAACAUUUGUUAUUAACCUCUU